AUGAAAGAAAAUAAUUUUGUACCGGACAGCAAAAAUAACUGUAUAACCAUUUAUGACAGUGAAUCAUCCACUGUCGUUUUAGACAGCAGUAGUGCUGAUGAAGAUGUUCUUGUCAAAAAUAACUGUAUAACCAUUUAUGACAGUGAAUCAUCUACUGUCAUUUUAGACAGCAGUAGUGCUGAUGAAGAUGUUCUUGUCAUAAAUAUAAGUGACAGUGAGAUGACAGAUAUACUGGAAGAUGUUUCAGAAGAAUAUAAUAAUGAGAAUGACCCAUCAUUCUCAUGUAAGAUGAUCAUAUCAUCCGAAUCAUCAUCAGACUCAUCCGAAUCAUCAUCAGACUCAUCCGAAUUAUCAUCCGACUUAUCCGAAUCAUUAUCCGACUCAUCCGAAUCACUAUCAUCAUCAUAA
Messenger RNA from Leptopilina heterotoma, 408 nucleotides. Its product is annotated as suppressor protein SRP40-like. The record is from RefSeq and is a predicted model, not a curated record. The transcript has 2 exons. The coding region runs from base 1 to 408 and encodes 135 amino acids. Lineage: Eukaryota; Metazoa; Arthropoda; Insecta; Hymenoptera; Figitidae.